AGAAACAUGAACUCAAAGUCUCUCACUUGCUGUAUUGUGUUCUUACUAUACACUAGUAGUUUGUUUUCUUCUACUUCGGAAUCCUCUCUUAUCCACUUCAACUCCACAACAUCCGUCCUUAAUGUCACUUUACCACAUUCCUUGUCUCAAUCCCUUGAGAAUUUCGCCCUCAAGACGUUAACCACUCGACAUCAUACCGGUGCUCUAUACCGAGCUAUCUUACCCGAAAAUCUCUCCGGUAUCGAAGUCUACGUUGUACGUCUCACAGGAAAGAGCCUGUGGAACUCCGGGGCCAAGUUCAGCAACGUGCUUAUUCCGGCAAGGUCAGUUUCUGUUCCUCCUGCAAGGAGAGUCGCUAUUGUGUACCAAAAUCUAGGUAAUUGGUCUAACCAUUGGUAUACUGUACCUGGUUACCGGUUGAUUGCUUCUGUCUUAGGGUUUAAGGUCUUGGACGUUUCGGAUCAAGACAAUGUCAAAGAGUUAAGUUUAAGGAUCAAGAAUCCUGUAGAGGUUUCGUUUAGGGAUCUACCUAAAGACACAAAUGAGAAAAUGCUAUCUAAGGUACGAUGCGUGAGCUUCAAGGCACAGACCAAAGACGAGGAAGCGACUCAUAUAAGCCGAAUGGUUCUACCGGGCGUGUGUUACGGCUCGAGCCACGGGGAUUAUUCGGUGGUCGAGCCCUUAGAGAACAAUAAGAAGAAGGUUGAGUCGUGGUGGACUUGGUGGUGGUUGUGGAUCGUGGGAUUUGUUUUAGGAUUUGGCGUCUUACUGUUCCUAGGGCUAGUGUGUACAAUGGGGAUUAGGGUUUCAAGAACUAAGAAGAUUCAAGUGAUGAUGGAGAGACAUGCUGUUGAUGGUGAAGUGUUUGAGAGCAGAUGGGUUGGUGGAAGUAAAAUGCCAUCUGCAACUGUAACCAGAACCCAACCAGAGCCGGAAUCCGGUUUUGAAACCGGGUCUCUCGGAUAAAUGAUAAAGAGUCCUUUUACUUCAAACUGAUACUUACUCCUAAUA
Capsella rubella is the source of this 1011-nucleotide messenger RNA. RefSeq lists its product as uncharacterized. NCBI's taxonomy places the organism in Eukaryota, Viridiplantae, Streptophyta, Magnoliopsida, Brassicales, Brassicaceae. Bases 7 to 966 code for a protein of 319 amino acids. The record is from RefSeq and is a predicted model, not a curated record. The transcript has a single exon. Gene Ontology annotation, cellular component: membrane.